AUGCUGGACGGCGCACGAUAUGCUAGUUACCGCCCCCUUACGCCCUUCAAGGAGAACGAUCUCACGGUACUCCCGCCGCCUCUGCCCGAUGAUCAGCCUCCCUCGGAAUCCCAGGCCGCGUUAUACCCUUCGACAUCUCUGCUAGACUCACUCUCCCUGAUUCACAUCUGUCUGGCACGGAAAGAUACCAUUCCUAGGGCUUUCGAUAUCUUCUGGAGCCUCCUGGACGACCACGCUGCUUCCAAGACGAGUCUGCCGGACCCCAACGUCUGGGCGAAUGUGAUAGAAGGAGUCCUUUCUUUAGCAGCAUCUAAGCAAGCAGGAGGACGUUUUACUUCAGGGAAUGUAGAUUGGGCGUCGAAGGCUGAAGCGCUUAUCGCCGAGUGGGAGAAGUUCAAUGGCGGCCGAUCUGAGCCGGGAUCAUCCAGACCACGACCGCUCGGUUUAAGCCGUGGCGGUGAGAAGGUCUACUCUAGCUACCUCAGAGGUCUCGUCGCAUCUGGUUUGCCGGUGGUCCCAAUACUUCCAUACCUCCAGUCCCCUAAUCUCUCUCUAGCCACGAUGAUGGCUGAAUGGAGUCAGGGAGAGAAGGAAGAAGCACUCACGGCCGUGCGAGCAGCAGCAGAGGCAGAAGAGGACAGCGUGGUUUUGAAAGUCGUAAACGUCACAAGGGGGAUGGAAAAAGACCGGAGAGAAAGACUGGGGCGGGAACUGCCUCCUGAGGUCAAUCCGCUACCUGCUCCCUAUACCACAUCCCUCAUGCGUCAGAUUGGCAGCCAAUCCUCAGAUCCAGACGCCGUACUGCCUCGGUUCCCCAUUGCCAAUCUACGAGCAACCUUCAAGGAAAUUUCACCGGACGAUCUUCCUCUUCGUCGGCAAGAGAUGCUCGAAGCCGCCUCUUUGUCGGCAGCACGAGCCGAAAUGGAAAACGCCGCACAAUUGCUGGAAGAGCAAGGGUUGAAGGAAGUUGUUGAUUCGCAGAGACUUCGGUCUGGGAAACUUCAAGCAUGGAUGUGGCAAUGGAGCCUCGAUUUGACCAAACGAUUGACAAGUGACCUGGAAGCUUUGGAAAGGACGACAAAUGUCAAAGGUCUGCCAAAGAGUUCUGCGGGGAGAGCGAAAGAUCAAGAUCUUUUGCUCUAUCUCCGUCUACUCGCUCCCGAAAAAUUAGCACUGGUGACGAUCCUCGAGGUCAUGCGAUCGUGUGGAGCUGGAGGUAUAUCCGACGGUCUCAAAACCCUACGCGGUUUGAUACAGGUCGGCAAAGCUGUCGAGACCGAGUACAGAGCCUUGACAAUACAAAACAUGCUAGGAAAAGACAGCCAGGCUGUUUUGGGAGGCGGGGAGAAUACUCAGGAUGGGGAAAGGGCGGUUAACCGGCUAUGGCGCAAAGUUGGCAAGCAGGCCCAAGCCGAGGGAGUUGAGACUAUGGAAGAACGGGACGUCGAGGAAUCUGCAGAUGCGGCUCGCGUUGAAAGGCUCGACCAUACCCAAGCCCUCGACGCACUGCGACGUGUUUGGACGCCUGAUUGGACUCAAGCUAAGCAUGUUUCAGUUGGCGCCUUUUUGGUGGAUGCCCUGGUUGAUACUGCGAAAGUUACAAGAACGACAACCGAUGAGGACGGUGUGGAGCACUCCGAAAUCCAACCUGCCUUCUCCCACUCUUAUGAAUACGUUCGUGGAAACAAGCUUGGAGUGAUCAAGUUGAAUCCCGCUGUCGCCUCGAGAAUGGCGAAAGACCCGAUCGCUAUUGUGGUACAUCCCAAACAUAUGCCAAUGUUGAUCCCGCCACGACCCUGGAAAGCGCACGAUGAUGGUGCAUAUCUCUUUCAUAAAGUAUCCGUCAUGCGAUUCAAGGAAAGUGCCGAGCAAGGCAGUUAUCUUCGAGCGGCUUCGGAAGCAGGUCGACUCAACUCUGUCUUCGCUGGCCUCGACGUCCUGUCGAGCACACCUUGGAGGGUGAAUCGCAGUGUAUUUGACGUCGUCUUGGAGGCCUGGAACAAGGGCGAUGCGAUUGCGGAUCUACCGGCUUCUGAAGAAAAGUCCCACUAUCGUCAACCAAUAAAGCCGAGUCCGGACGAUGUCGAUCCCGCUUCAAGGUCGAAUUACGUUGCUCAGAUGCGUGAUGUUCAGAGCGAGAUGAAGAAGGAUCAUUCGGAACGAUGCAAAUUCAACUACAACCUGGAACUGGCACGUUCGUUCCUCAAUGACGUCUUCUAUAUCCCUCACAACGUGGAUUUCCGAGGGCGAGCUUACCCCAUCCCACCGCAUCUCAACCCGGUUGGGGACGAUCUCUGUCGAGGUUUACUUACCUUCGGGACCCAGAAGCCCCUCGGAGAGCGAGGUCUGAUGUGGCUCCGCAUCCAUCUCGCCAAUCUUUAUGGAUUUGACAAAGCGAAAUUCAAGGAUCGCGAGCAAUUCGCUAUUGAUCACCAGAAAGACAUCUUCGAUAGCGCCGACAACCCUCUUGGGGGCAAUCGAUGGUGGCUCAAGGCUGAGGAGCCGUGGCAAUGCCUGGCAGCAUGCUUUGAAUUGUCUGCAGCGCUCAGGUCAGGGAACCCUCACGAAUAUCUUUCGUCUCUUCCUGUGCACCAGGACGGAACAUGUAACGGGAUGCAGCACUAUGCAGCUCUUGGAGGGGAUGUGCAGGGAGCCAAAGCGGUCAACCUUGUUGGAGGGGAUCGUCCGGCCGACGUAUACACCCGUAUCGCCGAUCUCGUCAACGAAAUCAUCAACCAGGACGCGGCCGCUGGCAAGUCGUUUGCGCAAAUCGCGCAAGGCAAAAUAACGCGGAAGGUCGUCAAGCAAACUGUUAUGACGACAGUAUAUGGAGUGACCUUUAUUGGAGCGAAAGAGCAGAUCGCCAAGCAAUUGGUAGCCAAGGGAGAGAUUCCACGGGAAUACAUCUACCACGUCUCGGGAUAUAUCGCUACUACCGUGCUAGCCUGUAUCGGCGACUUGUUCUCCGGCGCCAAGGCUAUCCAGGACUGGCUGACAAUGUCGGCAAGAUUGAUCUGCAAGAGUGUCUCUAUGGAGCGCGCUCCCGCAAUGGUCAGCCCGCUUACCAAAUCGGCGAAUCCAAGGAAGAAGACCUUGGACUCGGAUGAAAUUCCCGUGCUGGAUAAAGCAGGUAAAGCCGUCACCAGAUUGCAGAAAGAGGCGAUGACGAGCGUAGUCUGGACGUCGCCUUUGGGACUCCCCGUCGUUCAGCCUUAUCGGAAGAUCGCCAGGAAACAGGUCCUGACUGCGCUUCAAACGGUAUACAUCUCGGAUCCUAAUGCCGUCUCCGAGGUGGCUUCCGGCAAGCAGGCUUCCGCCAUGCCUCCCAACUUCAUCCAUUCUCUGGACGCCACGCAUAUGCUCAUGUGUGCCGCAAGGUGUCGAGACGACGGCAUCACUUUUGCCAGUGUGCACGACUCGUACUGGAGUCACGCUUCGAGCAUCGAUCAACUGAGCAAAAACAUCAGGGAAACAUUCAUCGAGCUGCAUUCGAGGGACAUUAUCGGGGACGUUCGAAAAGAGUUCCUCGAACGAUACAAGGAUCACGUCAUCCCUGUCAAAUCGGCUCGAGACAUCUUCAACGCUAGCAGGAGGAGGAAGCCGGUUGCUCAGCUUCAGCCAAAUUCCGAAUCAGCCGAGGCGGAAGACGUCGCCGAGGAGGCCGGAAUCGAAGAACCAACCAAAAGAAGCUCGAGGGCCACGGCGUUUGUCAACCUCGAGGGCGAAUACAAGGAAAAGAUGGAAGUCGGCACGCGGCAAUUCGUAAAGUUUAGCGACGCACUGCCUCAGACGCCACUCAAGGGGAAUUUUGACGUCAACAACAUCAGGGAGAGUCCCUACUUUUUCUCUUAG
Messenger RNA from Filobasidium floriforme, 3852 nucleotides. RefSeq lists its product as uncharacterized. The coding region runs from base 1 to 3852 and encodes 1283 amino acids. Lineage: Eukaryota; Fungi; Basidiomycota; Tremellomycetes; Filobasidiales; Filobasidiaceae. Gene Ontology annotation, molecular function: DNA-directed RNA polymerase activity; mitochondrial promoter sequence-specific DNA binding. Gene Ontology annotation, biological process: mitochondrial transcription. The transcript is spliced from 6 exons. Gene Ontology annotation, cellular component: mitochondrial DNA-directed RNA polymerase complex. The record is from RefSeq and is a predicted model, not a curated record.